This is a messenger RNA of Micropterus dolomieu (smallmouth bass), 594 nucleotides long. RefSeq names its product family with sequence similarity 32 member A (gene fam32a). The record is from RefSeq and is a predicted model, not a curated record. The coding region runs from base 84 to 425 and encodes 113 amino acids. The transcript has 4 exons. Gene Ontology annotation, cellular component: nucleolus. Lineage: Eukaryota; Metazoa; Chordata; Actinopteri; Centrarchiformes; Centrarchidae.
ACAGGUGGCAGCACAGCGCCGCCGUGCCUGUGUCGGGUACCAUAAUAACAAACCAGAAGAAAACGGCAGAGAGCUUUUCGAAAAUGUCUGAGUACGCUGUGGUCCAGAAGAGCGCCCUGAAAUUAAAGGGUGUAGGAGACAUUUCAGCUGGAAAAAAGAAGAAGAAGAAGGAUAAAGAGAGUAAGCAUCGCUUGGAGCAGGUUGUGACCAGUCAAGACAAUGAGGAGGUGAAAUCCACAAAAGCAUAUAUUGAUAAAAGGACACCGGCACAAGUUGCUUUUGACAAGAUGCAAGAGAAGAGGCAAAUGGAGAGGAUUUUGAACAAAGCAUCAAAGACACACAAGCUCAGAGUGGAAGAUUUCAAUCGCCACCUGGACAACCUGACAGAACAUUAUGAUAUUCCCAAGGUCAGCUGGACCAAAUAGAAGAGGAGCAAAUGUUUUUUGUUUAUCGCUUGUACAAAAAUCGUGCACAUCAUGUUUUUGGAAUGUGUUAACUGCUAGUUUUAUAUAUUUACAAUUAAAAUGUGUCCAUUUGGCAUUCAGUUGCUUUUGUUGUAAUUCCUGUAUAUAAUAAAGGAUUUGCUUAAAUGCA